UUCUACAGAGAAGGCGGGACUUCCGGGAGGCGCGUUCAGUUUCGAACCAACGUCGCUGACUUGGGGGGAGAUCUCGAGUUGUCCAGCACGGGACGUGAGCCGUCAUCGCGGCUAUGGCCAUGGCCACUACGGCCACGGCCGAACCCACGACUUUUGGACAAGCGGUGAUCGGGCCUCCGGGCUCGGGGAAAACCACGUACUGCCUGGGCAUGAGCACUUUUCUGGCGGGGUUGGGCCGGCGAGUAGCCGUGGUUAACCUAGACCCGGCCAACGAGGGCACGCCGUACGCAUGCGCCGUGGACAUCGGCGAACUAGUGACGCUCCCCGACGUGAUGGAGGCGCUCAAGCUGGGGCCCAACGGCGGCCUCGUGUACUGCAUGGAGUACCUGGAGGCCAACCUGGACUGGCUGCGCGAUCGCCUGGCGCCGCUCCGCGGCCACUACCUGCUCUUCGACUGCCCGGGCCAGGUGGAACUGUGCACGCACCACGGCGCCUUGCGCAGCGUCUUCGCGCAGCUGGCCCGGUGGGGCUUCCGGCUGACUGCUGCUCACCUAGUGGAUUCUCACUACUGUACAGAUCCGGCCAAAUUCAUCUCUGUGCUGUGUACUUCCCUGUCCACCAUGCUGCAUGUAGAACUGCCCCAUGUCAACAUCCUCUCCAAGAUGGACCUCAUUGAACAGUUUGGGAAGCUAGCUUUCAAUCUCGACUACUACACUGAAGUCUUGGACCUCUCCUAUCUGCUCGACCACCUGGCCUCAGACCCCUUCUUCCGUCAUUACCGACAGCUCAAUGAGAAGCUGGUGCAGCUGAUUGAAGACUACAGCCUGGUCUCUUUCAUCCCUCUCAAUAUCCAGGAUAAGGAAAGUGUCCAGCGGGUGCUGCAGGCAGUGGACAAAGCCAACGGCUACUGCUUUGGGGUGGCCGAGCAGCGCAGUCUGGAGGCCAUGAUGUCUGCGGCAGUGGGAGCUGACUUCCAUUUUACCUCCACGCUGGGAAUCCAGGAGAAGUACCUUCAGUCACCAGAAGAGGAGGCAGAGGAACAAGAGGACAUGCACUUGUAGGGGUGAGAGCAGAGGCACCCCUGGAUCCAGAAGAGGAGGGCUCCUGGCAGGCCGGCUCUGAGCAGGGCCAGGAUCGAGGUAGCCGAGAUGUCGACCCCGGAGCUGCUGUGACCCGGUGGAGCACUCGGGAGCCUCAGAAGGAUGCCCCGAGGUGGGCGUAGGUGGGCACGGACCUCGGCGGUGGGCUGGCCUCAGGUUGGCUCUCAGGAUUUAAAUCCUGUUGGGGGGAAUGGAGAACCCUGACCCCACCAGUAAGGGAGGGUCCCUUGCCAUGAAAGUUCCUUUAAUUAACACAUGAUUUGGCAAUCUUCUGUUUCCUCAGCUUCUUUUGUCGAAUUCUAGAUAGACUGCUUCCCAUUUCUCUGGCGCUCUGGAGUCCCAAGGGAUUCCUCCAAGUAUUCCCAGGAAGAGAGAAAGGCUGAUCUUUUUUUAACCAGACUUGUUUUCCUCCAGGUAGAGAGCUCUUUCCAGGGUAGAACUGUGCCCACUGUGCCCGGGUGGUUUGGGUGCCCGGAGCUCCUCUGCGCAGGGAGAGGCUGCAGUUGGGAGCUGACCGGCGGGGGGAAAGUGCCAGGGUGCUCAGGAUCCCGGGUGCCUGACCUGGCGAGGCACUUCCUGCAGCCCUCACUGGGGCUCCUGAAGCCUUUCUGGCCUGGGCGGACUCCGUGCGAGUUUGGGAUCUCCGCCGUGGGAGGGAGGCCACGGGCUCGGGGUCCCAGGGCCGGGAACAGAGCGCAGACUUUGCCAGCGACCCCGGUCCGCCUCCGUUUCGCCAUCUGCAAAGUUAAGCAGUUGGACUGGAUGACCUCCGAGGGCCUCUCUGGCUUGAAACCAGUUACCCCAAGUCAGCUCCAGGGUCCGAGUCAAUCUGUCCUCCAUCUGGGAACAAGAACUGGGAAAGAGACGCUGUUCGCGGUGGUGGCCAGUAGGGGGCAGCCCACAACCGCUUGAUUGACAACCGUUGGUGAGGGGACAACGAGGAGAGUCCUUGAGUGCUGGGGAAGGGCUGGAGAAGGAGGUGAGCUGCAAAGCUGGAUGCAAACCCCACCUCAGCCAUUGCCUUGCCAUGGGCAGGGACUGUUCUCAGAGCGCCUGGCACACAGUAGGUGCUGCUUAAUACCCACUGACCAACAAGGCAGGCCUCUGAAUCGGAGAUUUCUGCCUUUAUUUCGCGUGCUGGAGUCGGAACCCUCUCCUAGCUGAUGAGAGAACAGAACUGGUUCUGGCCUGGAAGGAGCUCUGGGCCUCGGGGAGGCCAUCCCAAGGAAACCGGGGAAGUACCUGGGGGGGCUGGGUCCUCCGGGCGUUCCCUUGGAAGGCACCUUGGGGAGGAAUUGGCCCCCGGGGGGUGGGGGGAUCCUUCACAGGGAUUUAGGGUAGAUGGAAGUGGAGAUGAGGGGGUUUUGAAGGAGUCUGGGACGACCAGGGCAGAAGGUGCUUUGAGGGGCCGAGAGAUGGCCAGCAGAGUUGGUUUCCCCAGAGCAUCCCCACACCCCUACUCUGCGGGGGAUAAUAACCAGGUGCCUCUUUCCCCGGUUUCUUUCAUCUGGGGAGUUCAAAGAAUCUCACCUCUAUUAACUGUUAGCACAGUAGGUGGCUAGUAUCAUCUCAGCAGCCCCAGAACCCAAGGCCUAGGGGCCAUGGCCUCCAGCCUGUGAGUCAGCCUCGGGCCUGGAUAUCCAGGCUCUCUGACGCCUGGGCUGUUGGCCAGCUGUGGGAAAAUAGGGGUGGAAGAAAGGGCGAUGUUGCUUCAAGAGCUGGCCCCUGAGGCUGACGGGCAGCAGUUAGACCCUUCACUCUCCCCAGAUAAUCUCUUCUAACUGUGGGGGCCUGCACUGUUCCCUCUCCUCUACAUUUCAGUGUCCAUGAGGGGAAUCAGUAAUUCAAGACGUUUCAGGUCUUUGAAGCUCAGAGGUUGGUAGAGCUGGCAGGUAUCUUGAAAGCCAUCACAUCCAAAAUCCUUCAUUUUACAGAAACUGAGGCUCAGAUUCUAUGACUUGCCCACAAUCACUCAGCUAACGUCAGGUUCAGGAUUUGAACUCGGCCCUGAUUCAAAUCCAGUGACUUAUCUAGUACACAGCCAGCUCACAUAAUUAUGGUGUACUAGGAUUAUAGAAGCAGUGCCUGAUGGGAGAAGAAACCUUUGACAGGGAGAUUUAAAUACAAAGGACCUCUAACAGACCAGACAAGAGGUAAUGAGGGCCGGAGCCAGGGUGGUAAAGACAGAAAAAGAGAUUAUAGCACAGAUGUGGGGGACACAGAAAUGACAAGAUUUACUAGUUGAUCAAAACCGUUUUAGGUGAGGGCGUCCAGGAGGGCAAUGAGAUGAUGCACCUGGGAGGCUGGUGGCAGGGAGAUUGUCACAUAUACAAUCCAUUUCCUGUUGCCUGCUCUCUCGAGGGAUGAGGGAGGCAGAGAAUUUGUACCUCAAAGUUUUAAAAAGUGAAUGUUAAAACUUUGGAUGUGUAAUUGGGAGAUAUAUUUAACAAAAGAAAAAUUAUUUAAAAAAACAUUAUAAAUAAGGGAGGGGAAAGGAAAUGAAUUUUGUUUUUGACAUGAUGAAUUUGUGAGGUCUGCCAUAUAUCUAGUUCAAAAUAUCCAUUAACCACUUGAUGACAGAGGACCUCACCUAGGGCCUUGAAGAACAUCCAUCAUUGGUGAGCCUGACGUGGCUAAAGGUCCAGUAAGGGACACGGAGGAGCACUCAGACAGCUAGGAGGAAGUGGGGGAGAGCAGUGUCUUGAAACAAAGAGGAGAAAGUAGGAGAGAGCAUCCAAGGGCCCCAUUUACUGGAUCUGGCAGGUAACUGAUCACUGAUCUCUUGGUUUAAAGUGGUUUCAGAUGAAUUAAGGUUCAUUGCAGAGAUCUGAGAAGAGAAAGCAGGGGAACCAAAUACAGGCUUUUCCAAAGACAUUAGCAAAGAGGAAAAAAGAAAUAGGGGGUAGCUAGUAAAGGUAACAGAUUCUCAAGGAGCUUUUUUAAAAGUUGGGGGAAGAUUUGCAGGUUAAUAGGGAAGGAACCAGUAGAACAGAAGACAGAAGAUUGGAGGUGAGAGGCUAAAAGUGGGGGAAAUCCAGAGAAGGAAAGGAAUCGGAUCAAAGGUUGACCUUGGUAAGAAGGUGGGCCAACUCUUAAUGUGAGACUGAGGAAAGGAGGUCACUGGAGAAUGAUGUCAGGGAGAGAUGAGAAGGGAAGAAGAGAAAGCUCAGAAGAAAUGGCCUCAAUUUUGUGGUGAAGAAUGAAGCAAAAUCUUGAGCUGAGGGGAUGGGGGAUAGGAGAGACCAAGAGAAGGGAAAGUUUGGAUCAGACACUAUGGAGACUGGGAAAGUGACUCUUGGGAAGAAGGAGAAGGAUGGUCUGGGGCAAUGAAGGCCCAGUUGAAAUUAGAUGUUAAUGUAAAUUUGGCAGCAAAGUUGGAUGAUUUCCUCCAGCUCUACUUGACAUUGCAUGAGGAGCAAAGGAAGUGGAUUGUGGGAAUCAUCCUGGGUUAGGGCUUGACGAAAUGUUAAGUGGCAACAGGACAGGGGGAUGAGGAAUUUGAGAUAUUUAGAGGGUCAGGAUUGGGAAAGGAGGUGAGCUGGGGUGGUAGUCUGAGGAAGGGCUGGGGGAGUAGGUUUAAGAGGAAGAAGGAAAGAUGGAAAAUAGAGUGUUUAGAGUUCUUGGAUUGUGGGGUGUGUAACGGAAGCGCAAUGUUUAUGGUUGAUGCAAGAUCAAAGGAAUGACCAAUUGUGAAUAUAGCUGAGGCAGCAUUAAGAAGAACAGUGGAUCAUGGGAGCUGAGUAGAUGGAGAAAUUCCAUAAACCAGACUCUGAGCUCAUUGACAAGGGAGGAAGAAUGACCCAAGGGGUGGUAACUACCAGUCCCCAGGAUGGGGGGGUGAUUGGGGGAGAAUGAAUCCCAAAAGACAUGAGGUGGUUGAGAGAGACAGCAACAGAGAGCAAGGAGAGGUGGAGGGGAGGGAGAGGGGUAGUCUGUGCAGGACAGGGGGCCAUGGAGGCAGUGAUGGCCCAAAGGGGGCCAGGGCUCAGCGGGGGCCAGAGAGCUCAGGAUGUCUUAAGUGAGUUUGCUCAUGACACUGACAGUUCCAGAGGGCAUGUGGGAAGAGCGGGAAGGGGACAGAGGCAAGUUGAGGGAGUAGGCCGCCAGGUUUGGGAGGGUGAGGGGGUGGGCAUUGUUCCUUGGAAGCGUCCCCUUCAGUAUCCCUAGGGAGGGGAAAGAAAAAAAGGAUGGAUGGAUGGAUGGGGACGAAUCCAAGCAGAGUCAGGGCAUAUGAGGAGCUGCCCUAGAGCCAGCCUUAGGCAUGGAGUCAGGAAGUCCUGAGUUUGAAUACUUCCUCCAAAACUGCCCAGCUGUGUGGCCUUGGUCAAGUCACUUACCUCUGUUUCCUCAACUGCGUGAUGGGGAUAAUAAUAGCACCUCCCUCCCAGGGUUGUGGUGAGGACCUAGGGAAAUAUCUAUAAGUGUUUAUCUUGCCUGGUACUUAUGAAAUACUUAAAAAUGCUCCUUUACUUCAUUCAGCCUCAGUUUCCUCAUCCAUAAAAUGGGGAUAAUAGCAUCUCUCUCUCCAGGGCUUUUGGGAGGAUCAAAUAAAAGAAUAUGUGUGAGUGGUUCCCAUGGUUCCUGGCACACAGUAAUAGAUGCUUGUUUCCUUCCUUCAGCCUCAAUUUCUUCAUCUGUAAAAUAGGAAGAAUAGCAGCAUCCACUCCCCUGGGUGGUUGUGAGGAUCAAAGAAAAGAAUAUUUGUGAAGUUCUCUGAACUUCAUAUAUAUGUGUGAAAUGUAUGUGAAGUACAUAAUACACAUGUAAAUGCUGGCUAGAACAUGUCCAUGGAACUGGCAUAAGUGUUGAGUCAGAGCUGCUGACUCGAAGCAAUCAGCAAACAUUUAUAGGUAAGAAACGACCAACAGGAUGAUUUCAGAAAGGCCUGGAAGGACUUAUGAACUUAUGCUGAGUGAAAUGAGCAGAACCAGGAGAUCAUUAUAUACUUCAACAACAAUACUAUAUGAUGAUCAGUUCUGAUGGACGUGGCCAUCUUCAGCAAUGAGAUGAACCAAAUCAGUUCCAAUGGAGCAGUAAUGAAUUGAACCAGCUACACCCAGCGAAAGAACUCUGGGAGAUGACUAAGAACCAUUAUAUUGAAUUCCCAAUCCCUCUAUUUUUGUCUGCCUGCAUUUCUGAUUUCCUUCACAGGCUAAUUAUACAAUAUUUCAGAGUCCAAUUCUUUUUGUACGACAAAAUAACUGUUUGGUCAUGUAUACUUAUUUUGUAUUUAAUUUAUACUUUAAUAUAUUUAACAUGUAUUGUUCAUCCUGCCAUCUAGGAGAGGGGUGGGGGGAAAGAGGGGAAAAAAUUGGAACAAAAGGUUUGGCAAUUGUCAGUGCUGUAAAAUUACCCAUGCAUAUAACUUGUAAAUAAAAAAAAAUAA
Antechinus flavipes (yellow-footed antechinus) is the source of this 6486-nucleotide messenger RNA. It is a transcript of the gene GPN2, whose product is annotated as GPN-loop GTPase 2. The transcript is spliced from 6 exons. Gene Ontology annotation, molecular function: GTPase activity. Bases 114 to 1061 code for a protein of 315 amino acids. The record is from RefSeq and is a predicted model, not a curated record. Lineage: Eukaryota; Metazoa; Chordata; Mammalia; Dasyuromorphia; Dasyuridae. Gene Ontology annotation, cellular component: cytoplasm.